Messenger RNA from Amoebophrya sp. A25, 3279 nucleotides. NCBI's taxonomy places the organism in Eukaryota, Dinophyceae, Syndiniales, Amoebophryaceae. The record is from the annotation of a GenBank genome assembly.
UUUUUUGCCUGUGCGUGCGCGAUUCUCAUUUCAUACCCGUAAGUGUGUGAUUGUGUAGCAUAGCUUGUCAAAUCUCCAUUUUUACUAUGGUCCAUUAUUCUCGUUCAUUUUCCCUUUUGUCACUCUUUGCUUCCUUAGGUGUUCAUAAGUAGAUACAAAAUGGCGGCGACUGCGCGAAGUGCCGAUGAAUGCAAGGAAUUUUUUGAUUCGGAGGAGGAAAUGAAUCGAAAGGUGGACUUUCUGGUGCAAGCCUUGAAAUUACGGCUCUGGAUUGAUAAAAAUUCAGCUUUGUUUCAUUCUUCAUGCAACACAUCGUCUCUUUCAUUUCUCAGCGUCCCUCCUAGUUGAAAUUUCGUUUUCUAUCUACUAGAGUGCUCUUCUUGAGAAGUGGUCAAUUACUUGUCAAGCUCACGUUCGUAAGAUCCAAUCUUAGGAAGUUCAUGAUCUUAGACUUAGGCCAGAAAGUAGUCGUGCAGCACAAACGAACGAGUUCUUCUAAGGAUAGCUUCCAAAUUUGCCGUUGCCUUCACUGGUGCUGGCAUUUCAACGGCAGCAGGAAUAGCCGAUUUCCGUAGUGGGAUGGGCACCGUUCUCUCAACUGGAUUCGGGAAAUGGGAAAAGGACGCAAAUGCGAAGAAGCCGCUCAUUAUGACGAGAUUAGAAAACUUGCAUCACAUCAUUGCAGCUACCCUUUCUAGAUAGAGGAGACCUCUCAAAAACUAAGUACAUGAUCAUGUAGUGCCCCUACACCGAAGCAGGUUUAAUGUCAACGUAACGUAUGCUAAUUUGUUUUUCUCUGUCUUCUAUGAUCUUCCUACUUUUCCUUGUUUCAUCAACAUCUGAAAAUGAUCAGUCUAGGAUUAGGUUGCUCUGAUGUCUAAUUCAUAGGAGCAAAUGGAGCGUGCUGUGAAAGCGAAGACAACGCAAGUGCAGAAUGCCUUUCCAACCUACACUCAUAUGGCAUGACGAACUCUAUUGGAGAGAGGCUAUUUAGAGCACUUGGUCUCUCAAAACACAGAUGGCCUUCAUGUACGGUCGGGCGUCAAUGAAGCACAAUUCUCUUAUGCAGCAUGGCAUAUUUAAUUUAUUACCAUGGCAGUCUGUGACUGUGUUGUAUUUUGAUUCUCAACAAACUCUUUGCUGCUUGUUGUCUUGUUUGACAUCCGAGGAAUCCAAUUCGAAUAUAACGGAUUUCGGAUUUUCAUUUAUCAACAAGUGAAAACUUUCGAUCUCUAUCUUUCUAAUCAAAAGAGUUGCAUGGGAACAGGAACUUGGAGCGGUGUAAGAAGUGUAAAAGAGAGUUUUUGCGUGACUAUCGCGUGCGAAACAGUCCCAAAGCAUUACGCCACGAGCCUGGGAGAAAAUGCGAUGAUCCGAAGUGCGGUGGGGAUUUCGUCGACACCAUUGUGAAUUUUUCGGAGAACUUACCAGAAAUGGAACUCUCUAGUGCUGACAGAGCUGCGGAAAUGGCAGACUUUUGUCUUGCUCUCAAGUUUCACCGUGACUCCUGCUGCGAACGUCGUGGAGGAAGUGGGUAGAAAACCGCGUGGGGACCUCUCCAUCGUGAAUUUGCAAGUCACACCACUGGAUUCUUUCGCAACGGGAAAGCUUCACGGCUAUUGCGACGCAGUGAUGCAAAAAGUGAUGAAAAAGGUGGACAUCAAGGUACCCUCUUGGCAAUUGGAGAGGGGUAUCAGAAUUGGAGUAGGUAGCUCUGCGCCCUCAAGGAACACAGGCGGAAGUGGUCGGAAAUCUACGCCAGCGACAAAAAAUGGACACCAGACUCUCUCCCAUAUCUGAAAAGCCUGCGCUACUCUGACGCUUCAGGGGUGGCUCUUCAAUACCAGCACUCCUUAUUCCUUGUUUACAAAAGUGGAACGGAGCAAUGCUGGUGGGAAGACGUGGAAGGAGGAGCCGCAGGGAUCUCUUUACAGUUUCUCUGUCGCACCACCUUAUAGCAGGCCCCAACUUCACAGGAGUCGCUUUCGCCACUGAGAAAUAGCGUAAAAAGUGGUUGCCGUGGAGCUUCUCAAUCUACUUCAGAAGCAAUUGGGAAUGAGGCAAAUGCAAAGGAGAUACUCAUAGAUUUGAUGUCUUCUGAUGAAAAAGUUCAUCAUCCUGCUAGGACUACAUUAGCAUUAGUACGUUUGACAUUUGAAGGGCAUUAUGGAGAACCACAGCUAGUACUGCCGCUUGAACAAGGCGACUAUUCUCUAUCGCUCCCUUUUACACCCUCAAGGUAUCCACAUAAGGAAUGGAAAGUAAUGGUUAGGUUAGGUUGUGGAUCCUGCACAUUGAACCCCCCGGACUCCUAGCUCAACUCCGAGGAUGAUGGGCGACUCGAAUAAAGUCAGUGCUUACCGAAUGUGACCGAUAUGAGUGAUACACGAUUAAGUAUCUUGUUAUGUAGUAACGAAGUAGAUACUUGUUCAAGCACGCUCCGCUACUGGAGUCAAAGUUAAUGAAUAGUUGUUGUGCUGAAAGUUAAUGAAUAGUUGUUGUGCUGAAAAAAUAAAGCUGCUAGUAGUGUGAAAAAAGGUAAUAUUUCUGGGUGUGUAUUGUCAUGCCAACUUCCUAGUAUACUUAAGAAACAGUCAGAAGACCAAAAAAGAAAAGUGCUCUUCCUUUGAAAAGACAAAAGUAGUCAUUGUUCUCGAAAGACUGGGGGAGUCAUUUGAACGACUUGUCUGAAACAUGUUUCAAGCACUCUUUGGCGCGCAGGGGCAACUGUCUGUGGGGAUGAACAAGAAUCAUUCCUGCUUGUACGCGAACGCAAUUAGCGAUCGAAGCUUUUGAAAUUGCUUAGUAACGUCGCGGUAGCGGACUUGAUCCGUGGCUGCUUUUGGUUAUACUUGAUAGUCUAUCACUCGCUCAUCUUGCUCAUUCAAUUGGAAGGUACAAGGUGGCUGAGCGGCCUCUAUAGCGUUAGAAAAACGUAGAAUGAGGUAUCAUGGCAUGACAUGACCACUACCACAGAAAAGUAGUUCAUUGAUUACGGAGUAGCAUCUUAAGAAAGAAAAUUGCAAGUUAUGAAUGCCUUGUGCGCAUAAUACAUUCGAGAAAUAAUCACGCAACAAGAACAGAAAAAUACACGCUCCUUGAAUUGUCAAAAUGCAUUCAUACGUUGAAAAAGGACACGCACUAGUGCAAGAAUGGUUGCUCGGAAGUUGUCUUCUGUCCAUGAAGGAGGGUCAACAUUGUUUGAGUAUCUUUCACUGUUGUUUGUCUUCACUAAUGUUUUUUUCAGAACGACAAAAUUCUUCAAACACUCACAAAAAA